UCAUGAGAUAUGAAUGUCUGGUCAUUUUUUCAAAGAAUUAUAUGAACAUAAUUUACUGUUUAUUUAACAUACAACAUUGUAAUUUAUUUUUAAAAUAGAACUUCAGACAUUAAUUAGUGAUUAAGUAAUAAUGUAUUUUACUAAAUAUUAGGAUUUUAAGUAAAAGCUACUCGUUUUAGUUUGCGAUAUUUAUUAAAUAUAAAAAUGAUUUUGUUACAUUCAGUUGCCUCAAACUUUUAUAGAAAAUUUGGUCGACAAUACUCUCAGCUAAAAUAUUACAAUUCAUUAUGUAUUGGAUCCUAUCGAAUUGUACACCGAGAAAGUUUUUUUGCAACAAAUAUGAAUCAGAAACUAAAUAGGAGUAUUUCUACUUCUGCGAUUUUUAAUGAUAAAAUUGAAGGGAAAGAUUCUAAGGAUGUCAUGGAUAAAUUAAAUCCAAGUGAUGUGGCGAAAGAUACGAAAAAUUCACUUAAAAAUAAAUCAUUGGGUGAUAUAAUAGUUAAGACUGAAACUGAUGCGGACAAUGUUAUUACUAAAGUAACUAUAGAGAAAGCUAAGCCAAAAGAAAUUCAAGAAAAUGUUAAUAAAGUUACACCUCCAAAAAAGAAAAGACUUUUAAUUGAUUUUUCUGCUUCAUACACCGAGCGAAAUUUUAUAACACCUAUGAGAGCUAUGACUGAAUACUUACUGAAGCAGUCAGACUUGGAAAUAUUACCAAAAGUUCUUAGAAGAUCACCAUAUGAAGCAGAACCACCUAUUACAGUUUAUUAUAGGAAAGAUGUUGAGUCUAAAGCUAUUGAGAUUUGGGGUUCAAAAGAAGCUCUUGACAAAGAACUUUUACGUAGAGAAUUGGAUAGAAGAAGAUAUGAGCAAGAUGUGUUUACUGUCAAAAGGAGACUUAGAAAUUAUAGGAGAGAAAUGGGCCAUAAAAGAUUGAAGCAUGGUGUUGAAGAAUUGGGCUUAAAAACAGUCUCGGGAAGAGUUGUGCUAACAGCCGUUGGAAUAAAUGGUUGUAACUUUCUUUUCAAGCUUUGUGCAUGGUUAUACACGGGAUCACACAGCUUAUUUUCUGAAUGUAUACAUUCUCUUGCUGAUACUGUUAACCAACUUAUAUUAGCAUAUGGCAUACAUAAGUCUGUACAAAUAGCAGAUCCUGACCAUCCAUAUGGCUACACAAACAUGAGAUAUGUUUCUUCAUUGAUAUCUGGUGUUGGUAUCUUUUGUGUGGGAUGUGGUUUGUCAUUCUACCAUGGAGUUACUGGUAUUUUAGACCCUCAACCUCUGCAUGAUUUCUACUGGGCCUAUUUCGUCCUCGGUGGAGCUGUAGUUUCAGAAGGGGCUACAUUAAUGGUUGCUCUAAAUGCCAUUAAAAAAGGAGCUAAAGAAGCUAACAUGACUUUGUAUGAAUAUGUAAUGCGAAGUUCAGAUCCAUCAGUAAAUGUUGUUUUGUUUGAAGACACUGCAGCAGUAGCUGGUGUUAUUGUAGCUGGUAGUUGCAUGGCAAUAUCGCAGUACACGGGAAGUCCGCUUCCAGAUGCAAUAGGUUGCAUUCUAGUUGGCACUCUCCUUGGUGGUGUAGCAUCUUUUAUUAUACUUAGCAAUGUUGGUGCUCUUAUUGGAAGAUCUAUUCCACAAGAACAAUUAGAUGAAAUAAAUAGUGUGCUAGAAAGGGAUUUCAUGAUAAGAGCUAUACAUGACGUAAAGGGUAUAGACAUAGGAAGUAAUCUUAUAAGAUAUAAGGCAGAAGUAGACUUUGACGGUAGAGCUCUAACUAGAUCAUAUUUAGAAAAACAUGACUUAAACUUGUUGUUAGAGGAUAUGAAAAAAAUUGAUACCAUAGAUGAUGUUGAAGCAUUCUUACUAAAACAUGGAGAAAAUAUUGUUGAUAUGUUGGGUGGAGAGAUUGAUAGAAUAGAAUUAAAAUUAAGGAAAAAGUUUCCACAAAUUCGGCACUGUGAUUUGGAGAUUCUUUAAAAAAAAAAGAUUAUUGCUAACUGACUUAAAAGUUAUAUUUAAAUAGCAGUUAUUUAAAAAAAGAUUCCAGUUAUAACCAAUAUAAAAGCAAAAACACUGUUUUUUAAAAUAAUAUGUAUGCAUCAUGCAAAAACCACUGGAUGAAAUGAUAUACACACUUUAAUGAACUUCUCGGGUUGGUGAUAGUUUAUAUCCAUAGUCAAUAUUUAGAUCUCGUUUUACCUCAUGCAGUAGGCAACUUUGGGAUACUGAAAAAUUAUUAAAUUAUUUCCAUAUAAAUGAAAAUUGCUUAAAAAAUUCUAUUACUAAAAAUAUUAAAUUAUCCUGUAUAGAAAAUAAAUGUUAUUUGAUUAAUUGUUAUUUAUUUUUGUUUAGAAUAUAAAUAACUUUACCAUUUAUAUAAACUAGCUAGUUAAAAGUUUAACAUCCUAAAUAACUCCAAAAUACAAUUUCCCAAAUAUUUUUUACAAUCUUACAUUUGAAUAUGUAUCUGUGAAAUCCUGAAACUAAAUUUUAAAUUUGUAGUUCCACCCAAUCAACAAUGGAAAUAUUAUACAUAAUUUUGGUGCUGGUGACAAUACUAUUUAGUAAGCUAAAUGUUAUUAGUUUCAGUACCUAUAGAGAUUAAUCAGUUUUGUAUAAAAAUAUAAUUUUAAUUCACUGCUAUUUUCAAAUAAUACCUUAUUAUUAAUUCAUAAUAACAGUGUUUUUUAAAA
Nymphalis io (European peacock) is the source of this 2690-nucleotide messenger RNA. RefSeq names its product zinc transporter 9 (gene ZnT49B). Bases 205 to 1974 code for a protein of 589 amino acids. The record is from RefSeq and is a predicted model, not a curated record. Gene Ontology annotation, cellular component: membrane. The transcript has 12 exons. Gene Ontology annotation, biological process: zinc ion transport; transmembrane transport. Gene Ontology annotation, molecular function: monoatomic cation transmembrane transporter activity. NCBI's taxonomy places the organism in Eukaryota, Metazoa, Arthropoda, Insecta, Lepidoptera, Nymphalidae.